Anguilla anguilla (European eel) is the source of this 1291-nucleotide messenger RNA. Its product is annotated as annexin A4-like. Gene Ontology annotation, biological process: negative regulation of coagulation. Gene Ontology annotation, cellular component: cytoplasm. NCBI's taxonomy places the organism in Eukaryota, Metazoa, Chordata, Actinopteri, Anguilliformes, Anguillidae. Gene Ontology annotation, molecular function: calcium ion binding; calcium-dependent phospholipid binding. The transcript is spliced from 13 exons. Bases 161 to 1126 code for a protein of 321 amino acids. The record is from RefSeq and is a predicted model, not a curated record.
UAAUUCGAGACGUCAACGUAACACACCCACCUCGUAUUGCUCAUAAAACCCAGUGGUCCUUCUUUGCAUCCAUCCCAGAGCUUUUACUGUUCUAUAGGAGACGUUCCGGACUGGCGAAGUUCCCUCAUCUUGACCUUUGAAGUAGCCUUUUUUUGUUACCAUGGCAGCGAAGGGUAAUCGAGGAACAGUGACAGCUGCUGCCAGGUUCCAUCCUGACGAAGACGUGGAGAAGCUGAGAGCGGCCAUGAAAGGGGCUGGCACCGAUGAAGCCUCCAUCAUUGAGAUCCUGGCACAUCGCACCAUUCAUCAGAGGCAGGAAAUCAAAGACCACUUCAAGAGAUCGAUUGGGAAGGACAUAAUGGAUGAUCUGAAGAGUGAGCUGUCAGGGAACUUCAGGAAGGUGGUCGUGGGGUUGAUGAUGACCGCACCUGCUUACGACGCCUAUGAGCUGAGGAAUGCCAUCAAGGGUGCAGGGACAGAUGAGGCAUGUCUCACUGAAAUUCUGGCUUCUAGAAGCAAUGAAGAAAUCAAGGCCUUCACUGAAGCUUACAAGAAAGAAUAUGGCGAGAGCUUGGAGGAUGACAUCUGCGGUGACACUUCCGGAAUGUUCCAGAGAGUUCUGGUGUCACUUCUUACGGCCGGGCGUGACAAGAGUGAUGGGGUUGAUGAGGCUCAAGCUGUGAAGGACGCCAAGGACAUGUUCGAGGCAGGAGAGGCUUGCUGGGGCACAGACGAGGCCAAGUUCCUGUCUGUGCUGUGUGUGAGGAGCAGGAAACAUCUGCUCAGAGUAUUUGAGGAGUACAAGAAGAUCUCUGGACGAGAGAUUGAGGAAAGCAUCAAGAGGGAGAUGUCAGGCAACCUAGAAGACGUCUUUCUGGCAAUUGUCAGCUGCAUCAGAAGCAGACCAACAUUCUUUGCUGAGCGUUUGUACAAGUCCAUGAAGGGUAUGGGUACCAAUGAUGACACCCUGAUCCGAAUCAUGGUGUCUCGGGCUGAAAUUGACAUGGAGGACAUCAAGAAGCAAUUCUUCAAGAAGUAUGGGAAGACCCUGUACUCCUUCAUCAAGUCUGAUGUGUCAGGUGAUUACCGCAAUAUCCUCCUGGAGCUGUGUGGAGCGGAGAAGUAGAGGACCGCAGAGAAGCUCUGAGACCUUCAGGCCCUGCAUCGGUGCUCUCCGCGUCUUCACUCAGCUGUUCCGGGGGCCAUGCAUUUAUACGUUUGAUAAAGUAACCCUUUUCCCCCAAUGUUACGUGACUAAAACCCAAAAUAUAAUCAAAUUGAUUUAACAACA